This is a messenger RNA of Adelges cooleyi (spruce gall adelgid), 2670 nucleotides long. It is a transcript of the gene Trap1, whose product is annotated as heat shock protein 75 kDa, mitochondrial. Gene Ontology annotation, molecular function: protein kinase binding; ATP hydrolysis activity; ATP-dependent protein folding chaperone. Lineage: Eukaryota; Metazoa; Arthropoda; Insecta; Hemiptera; Adelgidae. The transcript is spliced from 15 exons. Gene Ontology annotation, cellular component: mitochondrial inner membrane. Bases 97 to 2154 code for a protein of 685 amino acids. Gene Ontology annotation, biological process: protein folding. The record is from RefSeq and is a predicted model, not a curated record.
ACAAAUGUCUCAGCCGGUACAAUGUUCACGCGUUUUUACUUUUAAUGGUCUUCUACUUAGGUGUUCAAUAAUUUGAAAAUUACAUUCCUACUUAAAAUGGCUUCGAUGGCUGCGCUCAAUAUGGUCAAGAGUCAGUUCGGUAGAAAUCUUUGGCGUAUUAAAAACGCUGGAAAAGUACUGUACAGGCCUAAAAUUUCACAAGCCGCAUUAGCUUCGAGCUUGUCUGUGAGACGCUACAGUGCUAACCCUAACGUUAAUGCUAGUUCGGACAGCGGAAGCUCAAAUGCGGAAAAGUUGGAAUUCCAAGCAGAGACACGCAUGUUGCUGGAUAUUGUGGCUAAAUCGUUGUACUCAGAAAAAGAGGUUUUCAUAAGAGAGCUCGUUUCUAAUGCUAGUGACGCUUUGGAAAAGUUGCGUUACGUUAGUCUAAAAGCUAGCGAAUCGCACGACAUGGGAAGUCUGGAAAUUAACAUUUCGACCGACAAAACGGAACGAACGUUGACCAUACAGGACAACGGCAUCGGCAUGACGAGAGAAGAACUUAUUUCGAAUUUGGGCACGAUCGCCAAAUCCGGUUCAAAAGCAUUUUUGAAACAAGCUCAAGACGGCGAUUCUACAAACUUGUCGUCGAUUAUUGGACAAUUCGGUGUCGGAUUUUACAGUUGUUUCAUGGUCGCCGACAAAGUCGAAGUGUUCACCAAGUCGAUGGAACCUGACGCUGUCGGAUACUUGUGGAAAUCGGACGGAACAAGCGUGUACGAAAUAACCCAAGUGGACAACGUCGAGAGGGGUACGAAAAUCGUUAUGCACUUGAAAGCCGAUUGUCGGGAGUACGCUUCCGAAGACGCAGUGCGCCAAGUUAUUAACAAGUACAGUAAUUUCGUCAACUCUCCCAUCAAACUAAACGGAUCUGAAAUAAACACCAUACAACCGUUGUGGUUGCACAGUCCAAAAUCGAUUACCAAAGAACAACACGAUGAGUUCUACAAGUACAUUUCUAACUCGUACGACAAACCGAGGUUCGUGUUACAUUAUUCCGCCGAAGCUCCUAUUCAAGUUCGCGCUCUGUUAUAUUUCCCAGAAACUCCUAGCACAGGUCACGUUGAGUUCCGUAGUAACGUGACCAAAGGCGUUUCGCUGUACACCAGGCGAAUAUUGGUUAAAAAAGAAGCCGAACAUGUACUGCCCAAAUGGCUUGGAUUUGUCAAAGGUGUUAUAGAUUCAGAAGAUAUUCCGUUAAAUUUGAGCAGAGAAAUGUUGCAAAAUUCUGCGCUUUUACAAAAAUUGAACCGUUUGCUCAGCAGUAGAAUUAUUAAGUUUUUACACGAAAAAUCUGUUAACGACCUCGAGGAAUAUAUGAAAUUCUAUAACGACUACAGUAUUUUCAUAAAAGAAGGAAUUGUCGUGAACGAAGAUCCUUCAGAACAGGAAAAUCUGGCUAGCCUCUUGCGAUACGAAUCUUCGCACACCGAGCCGGGCGAGACGAUAUCGUUCGAAGAGUACAUCAAGAGGAAACCGGAGGGCCAAAAUGAUAUUUACUAUUUAGCGGCGCCAAAUCGUGCCUUGGCCGAAAGUUCUCCGUACAUAGAAGCGCUGAAGAAAAAGAACGUCGAGGUGAUGUACUGCUACGAGCCGCACGACGAAAUAGUUUUGUACCAACUGAAAUCGUUCAAAAACGUCAAGCUGACGUUGGUGGAAAAAGAAGUCAACUCGGCCAGCGAUCAAGAGCCGAAAACACAAGAUUACGGCGCCGAUAGUCUGAGUCAGUUGCAGUUGGACUCGCUGUUGCCUUGGAUCGAAACCACUCUCGGUGCGAAAAUCAAAAAAGCCAAAGUCACCGGCCAACUAGACACUCAUCCGUGCGUGAUCACCGUGCAGGACAUGACGGCCGCCAGACAUUUCAUUAAGACGCGAUACCAAGAAAUGGACGAGGAUAUGUUGUUUUCGAUUUUACAGCCGCAACUGGAACUCAACCCUAAACAUCCUGUCAUAAAGAAGUUACAUACUCUCAAAGACUCGAAUCAAGAACUGGCAAAACUAGUAGUCGAACAGCUAUUCAGCAACUCGAUGGUAACGGCCGGAUUGAUCAACGACUCGAGAAAGUUAGUGUCCAAUCUGAAUCGUCUUCUCGAAUUAGCUGUUGAAAAAUAUUAGACGAUUAAACGCCCGUAGUUUGGGAAAAAAUCUGGUUAAUUUUGUAAAUAUUAUUAUAUAAUUUUGUUUGUUUUUUUUUUAUACAUAGAAAUAUAUUUUUAAAAAUUGUAUGUAUAUGUUUUUCACAUUUUGUAAGACAUUAAAUGUGCGUGUUAAGUAUAGCGCAAUAGAAUGACGGAAAAUUUAAAUCGGCCGCUCAGCAAAUAACGGUAUGUAAGUUGGCCAACUGAACUUGUUGUCCGAACGACAAAUGAUACCGAUUUCAAUAAGUACUAAUCAUUUGCAUAUUAUGAGUUAUGAUUAAUAUUAAAGGUUCACGAUGAAAAAUAAAAAUUUAAAGAAAUAUGACGUGAACGUUCUGAAGUGUAAUAUUUACGAAGGCAACGUAAAACAGUUCAGUCGAAGCGGCUCUGAAAUUAAAAUAAAUCAUCGGAUAGCUGGCCGGUAUGAGUUUAUUAUGUAAUAUUUUUUUGUUAUUGAAUUACCUAAAAUAAAAACUAAAUUUUGCCAACUAAA